AAGUGCAUAAAGCGAGUGGCAUCGGCGCAGUUCAGGCUUGUUAGCCUAAAAAUUGAAAGUUUGCCGGUCGCCAUCGUCAGUCCGUCAGUCGCCAAUCGUCGGCCAUACUUCUCUUUCUGUAAUUUUGCCCUCUCAACCUGCCCUGCCUAUAUAUAUAUAUAUAUAUAUUAAAUACAUUACCUUUCGAAAGUUUUCAUUUAUUCAUUGUAAUCAUCAAAAAUCUUCAAUGUGAUCUUCUAUUUUUUUUUAUAUUCCACUAUUGUCAUCUUUAAUGAAAUAUUUUCCUUCCAUUGUUGAUUCUACUUUGAUUUUUUCCUUUUAAAGUACUUUAUUUCAGUGAACAACAAAAACACACUUGCAUAUUUAUCACUGUCUGUACCGUCUUCCGUUUUUUUUUUUUUCAGCGUUUUUAGUUACUUCUUUGACACACACCCACCAAUACGUGUAUAAGGAUUAUAAAGGAGCACAUCACCUUUGUAAAUUUUACGCAGUAUGAUAUGAAAAAGAAACAUUGCAAAAAAUUUCAAGAUGAAACAAUUUUUCUUAGUACUUGUCUUAUUUCUACCGCAAUUGUGCAUUGCUUUCAAUUCAACAGAAGAUGACCUAGUAUUUGUUGACGAUGGUGACGAACCGUCAUCGUUAAGUAAAACUGAUUCUGUUGUGAUUCAACAUGAAGAUUUUUAUCGAGAACAGCGACAUAGAGAUCAUCGAUAUUGGGAGCAUAAAUUGACUAAUAAAAAAAAAUUCAGUAAAAUAAAUGAGAAACUUAAUAGAAAUGUUAUAGUUGGACAUGUUUUUAAAUUGAAAUUUCCAAAGUAUGCACUUGGACAUAUUAUUCAACGAUAUGAGGUGCAUAUCAAAGAUAAUAGUAAAGGAUUUCCUUCUUGGCUUUAUUGGGAUGAAUUAACAAACACCUUAUUAGGAGUACCAGCAAAAACUGAUAUUGGAAAAUAUAAUGUAAUUGUAAAAGCUUUGGGAAAAACGAAAAAUAUUAUUGAAAAAUAUAAUUUUUUUGUGUCUGUUAAUGGAGAUAAAUUUACAAAGUUCAAAAUUGAAAAAAAUCAUUGCAAAAAUGGCCAAGGUCCACUUCAAUCGGCAAUUUUAUUAGAUGUCAAAUUUGAAAAUAUGAAUGGUAAAACAAAAGUAAAAACUAUUGAAAAACUCGCUGAAUUAUUUCAUCUUAACACGGAUUCAAUAAUAAUGCAACAGAAUAGGGAAACAUAUUUAACUACCAUUCAUUGGCAGUCUGAAUGCGAGGAACUACGCUAUUCAAAGAAAGAAGAUGUAAUGUUAUCCGUACAAAAUAAGGCUUUGUCGGAUAUUUUACAAUUGCCAGUUAUUCGUUGGGUAAAAAAAGCUGAUACAUCAAAAGAAAUAAUAUUUGAAAGAAAUCGUCGAGAUGCUGGUUCAGGUGAUUCUUUAAAUGGUCAGGAAUACGGUGGUUACGAUGAUGAAAAUUAUGACGAUGAUUACGAUGAUGAUGACGAUGAUAAUGAUGAUGAAGAUAUUAAUAAAGGAUCAGUAACUGAGAAUAAUAUAAAUGCACAACUACCUCAAGUUUCAAGUUCAACGAAACUCAAUACGGCAACAGAAUCUGAACAUCCACAUAGACAUCAUCAUGGAGAGGAAACAAUUGAUCUGAAGAAUACACAAUCUUUAUCAACUGAAACUACGAGGACUAUGAAGCCAGAGACAACUGCAUCUUUAUUAAAUCUUUCAACUUCUAAUGAAACUAUUUUUGGAUCAAUUACAACGAUCGAUACAACAUUUAGUACAUUUAUUUCAACGACAUUGCCAACAAUUAUUAAUACAACUGAUGAUUUUAUGGAAAAACAAACUGAAGAAGAUGAAGAGGCAAAUACAAUUGUACCAAUUGAUUUUAAUGAUAAUUCAACAACUUUAUCAUCGAUAAUAAAUCAAAAUACAGUUGAUAGAACAAUUGAAAAGGAGAAUAAAACAACUGUUUCUAUCUUAACCGUAACUUCCGAAGAGUCUACAGACGAAAGUACAAUUUAUUCAACACGAGAGGAUACGACCACUCCAACGGAAAUAACUGUUAAUUUUUCUCCUUUCAAUGUAUCAACAAGUACAUCGAUUAGUGAUACAAGCACUACACAACAUUGGAAAACAUUGGAAACAUCGAGUUCAAUUGAUCCUGUAACAACAACGAUUUCUACAUUGAAACCAACUGUCGCUACUACAACCACAACCACUACAACUACCACCACUACAAUAAGCAAUGCUCCACCAGUUUUAUUGAGAAGAAUACAAAAAAUACCAGUUCUCGCUGGAAAAUGUAAAAUACAAAUAAUAUCAAAUGAUACAUUCCGUGACGAUGUUGAUGGAUUUACAAGAAAUUUACAUUUAUCUCUUUCACCUAAAUUUGAUUGGAUUAAAUUGAAUAAUGAAACUCAGGAACUUUAUAUGAUACCACUGCUGAAGGAUGUUUCAAGGCAUGUUUUUAAAUUAACAGCUACAAAUAGUAGAGGACAAAGUGUUUCAGAGGACUUUGAAGUUUAUGUACAACAACCAUCGAAGAGAGUUCAAUUUGAAUUUCAUUUAUAUUUGGAUAUUCUCCAUCGUCAUGCACUUUCCAAUGAUGUUGACUGGAAAUUCAGGGCCGUUGAAAAUCUUGUUAAUCUAUUUCAAGACAAGAAUAAUUCACACAUUACUUUUACCGAUAUUCAUAUGGAAAAUAAUCAUCGAGCUAUUUUAUCAUGGACAAAUGAUACUCUUUCAAAUUUCUCAGAAUGUCCUGCUGAAAAAAUAGAACAAAUUCUUCAUGUUCUGGUUGAUAAAAAUGGAAAUCCAAGUUCACGUUUGAAAAAUAUCUUCCUGCCAUCAAUAAAUGUGACAAAUAUUCUUAAUCGACCUGGCGAUCACAGUCAAUGCAGUAAUGAAAUAAUAAAAUAUGCGAAAUCAGAAUUUACAACUGAAACACCAGUAACAAAUUACAAUCCUAUUCUAAGAAAUCAAAUUGAUCGUUUAAAUUGUACUCUUGGUCAAUUAUUUGUUUUCAAAGUACCAGAUGACACAUUCUACGAUAUAAAAGAUGGUUCAACUCGUGAUUUAAAUUUAUCUCUUCGAAAUUCUGAUGGAUCGGAAAUUUCUCCUGAUGAAUGGCUACAAUUUGAUAGUAAAAAUCAAGAAUUUUAUGGUGUACCAAUGAAGGGUGAUGUCAAGUCAAAAAUUUAUCAUCUAGAAGCUAGGGAUAAAGAAGGUUUAGCAGCUCGAGACAGUUUAAGAGUUCAUGUAUCAAUUCCCCUUCCAAAAGAAUACAGUGUUGAAUUUUCAAUGACAUUGGAAGUUCCUUUUGAAGAUUUUGCAAAAUCAGCAAAAAGAAAACGUUUAUUCAUUGAAAAAGUAUGUGAAUUAUUUGGAGAUAGUGAUACAAGUACUGUUUCAUUAGAGAGUAUUACUAGAGGAAGUACUGUUGUUACAUGGCGUAAUACAACAUUGGCAACAAAAAAUUGUCCAAAUGAAGAAAUUGAUAAACUUCGUAAAGUUGUGGUUAAAGAAGACAAAACAUUAACCGAUCGUGUUGAUAAUAUUAUGGGAAAUAAUGCAUUUCCUGUUAAACAAAUAACAUUAACACCAUUGGGUAGCUGUUUAGGAGAAUUGACUGGUAUUCAUAAACCAGAUAGCAUUAUACCACCAUUUGAUGAUUCAAGAUCAGUUGGUGCAAGCAAUGACGAAUAUCUUAUCACAUUUGUACUUCCAGCAAUUAUUAUUUUAACAAUGCUUAUAUUGGCCGGUAUUAUUGCCUGUAUAUUUUAUAAAAGAAGACGUAGUGGAAAAAUGAGUGUAAGCGAGCAAGACGACGAGAGACAAUCAUUUAGAAAUAAAGGAAUUCCAGUUAUAUUUCAAGAUGAAUUAGAUGAAAAACCCGAUCCAGGUAAUAAAUCACCGAUUAUUUUGAAAGAAGAAAAACCACCACUUCCACCACCUGAUUAUCAAAAAUCAGAAGACGGCGCUGAUAUACCAAUGUUGGCAAAAGAAAAUUCCGAAGAACCAUAUCAACCUCCACCACCAUUUGCUACUAAUCGUGACAAUAAUCGUCAAAAUCGACCAAAACCAACUCCAACUUAUAGAAAGCCUCCCCCCUAUGUUCCACCCUAACGAAAUUCAUUAAAUACACUGGCUAUGUUCGAAUAGCGAAUUCCCUGCGUCUGAACUCAUUAAAAAUGAAAAAGGGAUAUUAAUGACGUUUCUAAAAACAAAAAUAGUUAUUUUUAUUGAUUACAGCAGUUGAUUUCUUUUUUUUUAUUGUCCUUUAAAGGGACAAAUACCCCGUGAAAUCACACGUUGCCUUUUGCAAUGAAUUUUAUAUAUUGUAAAUUAGAGUUCAGAUGUAACCUGGCAUCCUACUUAUUGAUUGAAUAAUUUUUGUUUAUACUAAUAAUCAACUGAAUUGCAGUGCAGUAUGUUAAUCAUAAUAUAGUGCCAUUUAAAUACAAUACAAUUUUGGCAGUAUUGUACUUAGCGUCAGAUAUUUUUCACUAUACUUUAAUAGAAAAAAAAAAAAAGAAAUUCUUUAUCAAGAUUUUCGCUAUUUUAACAAUUUUUAAUCUCAGACAUUUUUCUUUUUCAUUUGAAAAAAGAAUCCAACGAAAAAUCACUGCCAAACAACAGAAGACUUGGAAUUUUUUAAUAAUAUAAUUUUUAAAUACAUCGCAGAGAAAAAAAUUAACGAAUUCAACUCUGUCUCUAAGAGUCAGUAUUUGCUUUAUUUUACUAAAAAAAAAAUGUUGGCAAAAAUUUUUUAAAAAAAUUUUUGUUAACAUUUUAUGAGAAUGUGUUUUCGACCAAGUAAUAGGGUACAUAAAUAAUUUUUUUUUUAUAAAACUAUGCUAAAUAUUUUAGACAAAAAACGAAGACAAUUUGCAAUUUAAAACAAAAAUUCUUUUAAAAAAACAUUUUUUCUUUUACAAAAAAAAAAGCAUAGUAUGUACAUUAAAUUUUUUCCCCCCUAGAACUGACGGUUGUGAAUAUAUUCCCAUUUAUAAUUUAUAUACUCGAUAAAUACAUAAAUAUAGUCGUCAAAGAACAAUAAAGUUAAUUCAAUUUUUGUGUAGUUAUGUACAAUGUACAUAAUAAUAUUUAGAAAUGUCGUUGAUUUAUUAUUUAUCAAAAAUUAUUUGUACGCGCAUUUAUGUUCAUAAUUAAUUAAAAACGGCAUAAUAAUUGGAAAUAUAAUAUAAAUUUUAAUGAAAAUGAGACUGUCAAAUGCGAUGUGACAUUUACCAUAUGUGGUAUAAAUACUAUUUCUAGUAAUUUUUUUUUUUUCGAUCAAUGCUUCCACUGAUUAAGUUUUAAGCUAUAUAAUUAAUUGGGACGACAAUUAAAGGCCAAAGCGUCACCGAUGAUACAAUCUUUACUAAUGUAAACUCAAUCGUCCCAAAGAAUUUUGUCAAUUAAUUAAUAUUUUUAUUUAAAUGAAAAAAAAAAUGUUUAAUAAAUAAAUUUUAACGACAAUAAUUGGUUAAAAUCCUAAAAAACAAAUUAUUUUUUAUAAUAAAAAAGAAAAUGGACGAUUUUGUGAACAUUGUAUAGAUUAGAUUAACUAGGCUAUUGAGAUCAAGAUAUGUAAUUUGCAUAAAAAAGGAAGAGAAAAUAUUGCUUUUAUAAAAUGAUUAGCAAAAAUUUAAAAAAAAAAAAAUUUUGUUAUAGAAUUUUUGCCAAAGAAAAAAUUGCAAGAAAAUUUUCUUCUAAAAGAAAAAAAAAAAAAAUUUGUUGAAAAAGCCUGUGUUAUCACAUCGGAAAGGAUUAAUUAAUUAUUAUUUUACAAUUGUACAUUAUAUUAUUAAUUCUCUGUUCGAUAUGUAAUUGUUAAACUAUUAUACCUGCUAUACAUUUAAUGUAUGUACUUCGAUAGAAAAUAGUUUCGACUCAGAAAUAGAAAAGAAAAAAAAAAAAAAUAUUUCUGAUUAUUAUAAUAUAAAAUGACACGCCGAAAUACUGCCACAAGCGCAUUUUUUUUUUUUUUUUUUUAACGCUUUUCGCGAUACUUUUUUUUUUAUAUAAAUCUACAAAAUAUUAUAUAUACUAAUACAAAAAAAAGUGCAGGGAACGCGAAAUAGUUUCUUAGCGCAUAAUAUUUUUCGGCGCGAAUCUAAAUUAAUAUUAAAUUUCAAUUAAUGAAAUUUCUAUUAAUUUAUGAAAAAGAAACUUGACUUUUGCGAAUGAAAUGAUAAACUUGACGCACAUAUAAGUUGAUAAGUCAAGUUUUUACUGUGAAAUUUUUUUUUUUUACUAAAACAGAUAUUAACAUUGAUUUUUAAUUUUACAUUUUAGCUUCUAUGUAGUUACCACGCCAAAACAAUUAAUAUAUAAGAGAUAAGCAUAUGUAUAUAGAUACAUCAUCGAACUAAUAAAAAAAUAUUUAAAAAAAAAAAAAAAUGAUUCGACUCACAUAACACAACAUGUUGCCACACGUUUGCGACUAUUCAAUCUUUUUUUUAAAUUUGCAUUUUUUUAAACAGAAAUUUAUUUUUUUUUUUAUCUUAACGUAAACUUGUGGCAUAGUGCUGUGAGAAUAAUGGACAUGUGCACUAUUUCUAAAUUUUAUAUACUUAUGCCACCAGUAAAAAUAUAUAAUUAAUUAUUUUAAAACGCGCGUGCAUUUGUAGCUUUAUAUAAAAUAUUUUCCAUGUUGUACAAGUUAUGUGUAGUAUUAAAAAAAAAAAUGUGAGGAAACAUUAAA
Leptopilina boulardi is the source of this 6703-nucleotide messenger RNA. RefSeq lists its product as uncharacterized. Bases 529 to 4119 code for a protein of 1196 amino acids. Gene Ontology annotation, cellular component: sarcolemma; dystrophin-associated glycoprotein complex; dystroglycan complex. Lineage: Eukaryota; Metazoa; Arthropoda; Insecta; Hymenoptera; Figitidae. The record is from RefSeq and is a predicted model, not a curated record. The transcript is spliced from 13 exons. Gene Ontology annotation, biological process: morphogenesis of an epithelium; axon guidance; nerve development. Gene Ontology annotation, molecular function: calcium ion binding; laminin binding.